CCACAACACACCCCACCCGACCAAACACCUUCUCCUCAACCGCAAACAUGUUCAAGAAAGACAUAACCUCGGGCGCGAAAUCCAAGGUAAAAUCCAGCGCCCAACGCGCCAUCCGCUCCAAAGUCAUCGAAGAGUACCCAAAACUCGAGCCCUACAUCGAGGACAUACUGCCCAAGAAAGAGCAACUAGACCUCGUGAAGCUUCCAGACCGCGUCUCCCUCUACACACUCAACGGAACACCCCUCUUCUUUCAACACAUGGACGACGCUAUCCUCCCCCACCUGACACUCGUGCACAAAUACCCAACCGCGUUCCACCGUCUGCGCAUCGACCGCGGCGCAAUCCGCUUCGUGCUGUCCGGCGCAACGCUCAUGGCGCCCGGGUUGACCUCUCCGGGGGGUCGACUGCCUGGCGCUGACUUGUCGGACGAGGAUAAGGAGAUAUAUGGGUCUGAGGAUCUGGCGCCGGGCACGGUGGUGGUGAUUGAGGCGGAGGGGAAGGAGACGGCGUGUAUGGUUGGCGUGCUGAAGAUGGGGACGAAAGAGAUGAAGGAGGCGAAGAAGGGGCAGGCGUGUGAGACGGGGCAUUAUCUAGGAGAUGGGCUUUGGGGGUUGAACUUGGCGUGAGGACUUUUUGAAUGGGGCGGGGCACUUUCAUUACUGAGGAGAAGAGUCGGAUAUCGGCAUCAGUGCUUGGGCAUGUGUGGCUAGGUAUGGAGGACGCAGAGCGAACAGGUCAUAUCUGCAUAGAGAUUCCAGAGCUGUUCAACCUUAAAGCCUCGUGGAGGAUAUUGGGCGAACAAGAUGAAGUCACAGGGGCUAUGUGCAGGGAGAAUUUACAUUGGAAGUAAACAUGGUAUCAUUAUAAGCCAGCCGUGAACCUCCUAGCCAAUAUACGAAUGCUAUCUAAUUAUGCAUUCAUACCCAGCCAGACCGUCUCCAUAACGAACC
Dothidotthia symphoricarpi CBS 119687 is the source of this 950-nucleotide messenger RNA. RefSeq names its product translation machinery-associated protein 20. The transcript has 3 exons. Gene Ontology annotation, molecular function: RNA binding. The coding region runs from base 48 to 626 and encodes 192 amino acids. Gene Ontology annotation, biological process: formation of translation preinitiation complex. NCBI's taxonomy places the organism in Eukaryota, Fungi, Ascomycota, Dothideomycetes, Pleosporales, Dothidotthiaceae. The record is from RefSeq and is a predicted model, not a curated record.